UAGUCCACGCCACUACCUUAGACCUGGGCCCGCAUAAGGCUGAGUGUGUGGCGGGAUAAAUCGCUUCCGUGUAGAUUUCCUGUAAAUCGUUUACACAAUAAAUAGCCUACUACGGUAAUUAUCUGUAUCUGAAUGUUAUUAUAAUAGCCGAAUUAUAUUUCGAAUCUUAUUUACAGUAAACUUACAAAGGUUUUGUUCAAAGAAAGGUCGUCUUUUCUCUUCAGUACGAUAAGGAUCGUUCCAAUUUAGAAUGUCCCACUACCCGAUCCGUAGGUUUGUUUCCGGAAGUCUUAUGUUUUGGUGUUGGCUCUGUAACUAGCUAGCAAGCCAACUAUCAUCUCUCAUUAACGCUGGUAUUUAUAUAUGUUUUUAUAUUUAUUAGAAUAGCCUCAUAUACAGUAACUGCUACAUCUUAUAUCACGAAAUGCUACAAAAAAAUAUAUUACUAGGGCAGUCACUGAGUCAGACAACAACUUCCAAUAGUAGCUAGCUUUGCUAGCCUGCUAACACAGACACAAGGUUUAGUUGGCAGUAUCUUUGCUGCUAACGUUAGCUUACUAUCAUUUUACUAGACUCGAUCGCAGGACUGAUUCGCCUGUACAAAAGUAGCUACACGUUACGAACGCUUAACUGUAGCUAGUUACACAUAGACAGUUUGCCAUGAUGUCCGAAGCCACCGUAACCUUCCAGUCUCAGCUCUCCGGAGUCAUGGAGACGGUAUUCAAGACUGCCAUGUACGAGAUCACAAGGCUGGUGGAGGAUAGCUUCCUGAAGGAGGUGUCCCGGAGCCGGGAGCAGGUUGAGUCGCUGAAGAAGCGGCUGCAGUGGUCAGAGAACAGACGCAGGGAGAGGGACAGAGACGGAGGCCGGACAGCGAAGUGUGCGGACUGUGGAAGAGCUGCCGAGGAGAGAAACUCUGGAACCUCACAGACAGAUGCGGAGAGGGGGUGUGGCCUGAAGCAGGAGAAGGUACCAGGGGAGGAGUGGAGCAGCUGUGGGAGCGUGGCCGGGGAAACAGCCUUCCAUGAUGUGAAGGAGGCAGAGUCCACCAGUCCUAGGAGAACCUCUGAGUCCACAGAGGUCGGAGAUCAGAAGCUGGAUAGCCUGCUGAAAGAGGAGGCUCUCCACAACACUGAGCUACGGGAGAGAUGGGGUGUCUGCCUGGACGGGGCCGACGGUUCGGACGUCUCGGGGCCCAGGAAGAGUUUCAGUGAGCAAAAGCUGCAGCAGUGCCAGGAUGACUGGGGGUCUGUUCUAGACCAGGGGCCUAAACCUCCGGGCCCCGAGGGAGACCCAGGGGGACCCCACCAACCCUCUCUACCGCCCUUGUUACAGCAUGAAGGAACUGAGGCGGCUUUGAGAAGUCUGGUUGCGACGGUGGUGGUGGUGGCGGCCAUCUUCUAG
Molecule: messenger RNA, 1404 nt
Organism: Coregonus clupeaformis (lake whitefish)
Lineage: Eukaryota; Metazoa; Chordata; Actinopteri; Salmoniformes; Salmonidae
Exons: 4
Coding region: 661-1404 (247 amino acids)
Source: RefSeq, a predicted model, not a curated record